Molecule: messenger RNA, 407 nt
Organism: Solanum verrucosum
Lineage: Eukaryota; Viridiplantae; Streptophyta; Magnoliopsida; Solanales; Solanaceae
Product: monothiol glutaredoxin-S2-like
Exons: 1
Coding region: 102-389 (95 amino acids)
Source: RefSeq, a predicted model, not a curated record
UCAAAUUUACUUCAAAACUUCUUUCCUCUUCACUAAAAUCUACAUAUAUAUAUCUUGGCAUUAUGGCCAAACUACUAAUUAUUUCUUGAAGUUGUUUAAUCAUGGAUAUGGUGAUGGAGUUGAGAACAACAAACUCAGUAGUGAUUUUCACCAAGAGUAGUUGUUGCAUUUCUCACAGCAUCAAAACCCUAAUCCGUAGUUUUGGUGCAAAUCCUACGAUUUACGAGCUCGAUACACAUCCAAAUGGUAAGCAAAUGGAGAAGGCAUUGAAAAACCUAGGAUGUCAACCAAGUGUUCCAGCAGUAUUUAUAGGGAAAGAAUUAGUUGGUGGUGCUAAUGAGAUAAUGAGCCUUAAUCUGAGGGGCAAGCUUAAACAAUUACUGGGCUAAUGCCAUUUGGGUAUAGAC